Messenger RNA from Lathyrus oleraceus (garden pea), 1278 nucleotides. RefSeq lists its product as uncharacterized. The transcript has a single exon. NCBI's taxonomy places the organism in Eukaryota, Viridiplantae, Streptophyta, Magnoliopsida, Fabales, Fabaceae. The coding region runs from base 1 to 1278 and encodes 425 amino acids. The record is from RefSeq and is a predicted model, not a curated record.
AUGUUGGAAGGAAUUCCUGAGUUAACUCUUCACACUCCAGUCAAUGAGUUAAUUGUGCUAUGUGAAACCAUCGUUGAUUUCAAAAACCUAAAGGAUAACGAUUUUGAUUUCACUGAAACGUUGAAUGUUCAAGGAUGGAACACCUUCUUCGAGAGACUAACAUGCCCAAUUUACACUGUGUUGGUAAAACAGUUUUGGGUUCAUGCAAUAGCAGAAAGAGAAACCAUAACUUCCUAUAUCACGAAUAGGAAGAUCUUCAUCACUGAGAAGUCCAUUGCGGACCUUAUUGGACAUGAUGGCAAAGGAAAGAGGGUUCAUAGUGCAACCAUCACUGCUAAGAGUGAUGAUGAUAUUUCUCCUGUCAUAUUCAAAGAAGAAACAAAUUUCGCAAUUGAAAAGGGUCCUAGUGUUAAGGAAUUAAUAAGGAACCUGGGAGUUUGGUUCAAGAUCAUUUUGGGGUGCAUUAACCACAGGCCAAAUACAAACAGUUUUGACUACAUCAACACACGUCAGAAAGUCAAGUUAUUUCUUCUAGAAAAGGGUGUCAAUCUGGGACUUUCAUCACUUCUGUUUAAGUUCAUAAGAGAUUCUAUCAGAGAAUCCAGAACAGGUGGAUCAUCCAAGAAGGCUAGGAGCAAGUUCAUUCCCAAUGGAAGAUUGAUUUCAGAUAUUCUGGUGGAAAACGGUUUGGUGGAUGACCUUCUGGUCAGUGGCUUGAUAGAAAAAUUGGUGAAGGACGUUGGGAAAGUCUUAUGGGGGAAAAAUAUGAAGAGUAUGGGUAUCAUAUCCUUAUUUCAAAGACCAAAUGUCAUGCUAACUAAGGAUGAUAUUUGGGACAUAAGAAAUCCUCUUGAGAACUACCCUAUAUUCACUAAAAUUGACCCUCCACAGGUUCUGAUGGCUUACUUGGAAAGCUGUCUGAAGGACGAAUUUGAACCUCUGGUGGAUCCAUUUAACCUUCAGGAAACUUACCGAGAUGUUCAUGGAAAACGAAAGAAAGAGUUCAGAGGAGAAGGAUCUUCUAGGGCUCAAAAUAAAAAUAAUAUUACUAUCUUUCAAGACGAAGAUGCGGUGCCUCUAAGUGAGCACCAGAAGGCUAUGAUUCUGAAGGAUACUUCUGGGGUCGUCCAAUCUUCAAGAUUUUCUGGUAAGCUUCCUUCUGAUAGUGCUUCUUUAGAUUCUGAUUCAAUGUCUUCUAGAAUCUUACGAAUUCCUCUUCCAUCUCAAUCCACUAUUUCCGAACCAAUUCCAAUUCCACCACCAGAAUCAAAUCCAUAA